Messenger RNA from Notolabrus celidotus (New Zealand spotty), 1891 nucleotides. It is a transcript of the gene ssuh2rs1, whose product is annotated as ssu-2 homolog, related sequence 1. Lineage: Eukaryota; Metazoa; Chordata; Actinopteri; Labriformes; Labridae. The record is from RefSeq and is a predicted model, not a curated record. Gene Ontology annotation, molecular function: heat shock protein binding. The transcript has 13 exons. The coding region runs from base 354 to 1538 and encodes 394 amino acids.
GGGUCGCUCCCUGCAAUGUGAAAAGUUUUUCUUUAACAUUAAAGUCGUAUAAUUCCUUUGUGUUUGUCAUAUCAUUGAGUCAGGUGUCUGGUGUCACAUUUUAAUCUUCCAAAUUGAAUGCACAUUUUUUACGCCCACCCUAAACAAUGUUUACUAACGGUAUUGUGCGCACUUCCUGAACAUUUUUUCUGGGGGCGUCAGUGGUGGUGGCUAUUCUGUACUUGUACAAAGUGAAGGGGUUCAUUUUCACCAUUUCCACGUAAGACCAAUUUAACAGAGCAUACGCACUAAAGCAGAACUUAGACAUCUGAAAAGGGAAAUUUUGUUCCUGUUGAAGAAGAGGAGGCGCUACAAUGUUUCCCUCGGGGGUGGGGUAUGAUACAAGCCAUCAGAACCGAACUUAUGGAGUGGCCAACCCGGGAUACGUCCAGACAGCAGAGGGGGCGCCUGCAAUGUUCGCCCCACCCGCAGCUGACUCCCAGGGCCCCAGCGCUCCUCCGGCCAGCAUGUUUGACAGUGUGCCUGGCUAUGAAGGAACAGUGGCAGGAGGAGGAGGUGGAUUUCUUCCUCCUCCGAUGCCUACUCACCCAGUCCCUCAGCCUGAACCUGGGCCUCAACAACCGCAUUGGAAUAUCCCGUCCAUCAGUGAGGAAACAGCCAGGGAGGCCUUUGUUCUCUUUGCCUCCAGCAAGUGCUGCUACAACGCAUCACCAGCAAAGGAUGGUGUGAUAACCAACAUGGAGGCAUUUAAUACGUACAGGUACCGCCUGGAAACCUUCACUGAAUCGAGAUCUACAGAGUGGAGUCAUGAGCCAUACAGCGGCCAGCCAGUGGAUGCCUUUGCUCAACCUCCUCCAGGGCCGUGGGAUAUUCCUGCCAAGUCCCCAAAUUUUUUCAUGGACGACAAACAGAUCAUCAGGGUCCCCAACACAUCGUCUCUGAAGAGCUGCCAUAGUUGUGUUGGAAUGGGGAGGACACCUUGCAAAGACUGUGCCGGUGCUGGAAAUAAAGUCUGUUGGGUCUGCAAUGGAUCUGGUUUUCGCCAUGGAGAUGACCGAUGCCACCAUUGCAGCGGUAGAGGGAGGGAAAAUUGCACCCGCUGUCACGGGCAAGGAGCAAAGCAAUGUGAAACGUGUCAUGGAAAACAGCAGCUUCUUGUCUACAUCAAGCUCACUGUGAAAUGGGCCAACAGUUCUGAUAACUAUGUUGUGGAACAGUCAAGUGGACUGCGGUUGGACAACCUGAGUAAGGUGACUGGGAAGGAGCUUUUCAAGGACUCUCAGUACAUGGUGUACCCAGUGAUGGGCUUCCCAGAUGCAACAGUGGUGAAUGCUGCACAGCGCCUUGUAAAUGAACACCAGUCCAAGUUCUCCCAGACGUCACGCAUUCUACAACAGCGUCAAACCAUAGAGCUGAUCCCUGUGACCAAAGUGACCUACUCAUGGAAAGGGAAUUCACACCUUUAUUUUGUUUAUGGGAAUGAGUUCCAAGUCAACGCAGACAAUUAUCCUGCUACCUGUUGCUGCACUAUAAUGUAAUUGCAAUGGUUGCAUAUGAAGGUAUUUUUAUCCGAGAUCAUUGUGUAUCAAAAAUAAAUCAGUUUUACUUCAGUUUUCCUGAUAAAGGGGAAGUUCCCUGACAUGAAGGCAUUUGUGUCCUUGUUAAAGCUUUCUGUCCAGUAGAGGUGAACAGAGGGAUUUAACCAUUGAACUCCCCAGUUGGCAGAAGAGCUGAUGAAACCUUUUUUCAAAGGGAUCUUCAAGGCUACACAGAAAGUUAAUAUACUUUUGAGUCACUACUGUACGGAAGAGGAUAAGGGCCGCUGAAAAAUGAAUUCUAUAUUUUUUAAUAUUCCAAGGAAGUGGGAAUUCUGACUUUAUUUCUAAGAAUU